This is a messenger RNA of Paramuricea clavata, 1335 nucleotides long. NCBI's taxonomy places the organism in Eukaryota, Metazoa, Cnidaria, Anthozoa, Malacalcyonacea, Plexauridae. The record is from the annotation of a GenBank genome assembly.
AUGGCUGACAGUUAUGUUUGUUUCCUUACCCAACAUGCUGUGCCAAGAGCAAUGACUCUGCCUGAAAUACAACAAGCCACCGUGGCUGAUUCAACAUUACAGAUCCUAAGCAACCUCAUCACAACUGGUAAAUGGCAUUUAAUAGACUCUCUAGACGUACAAUCCAAUCCCAAUUUAAAGGUUUUGGACUUGAAAGCAUGUGAGAAAAUUAAAACAGAACUUACACUAAACGAGCAUGAUGGAAUUAUAUUACGAGGCUCGCGAAUUGUGCUUCCAGAAAGCCUUAGACCAAAGGCUGUUCAAAUUGCUCAUGAAGGCCACCAAGGGCUAGUAAAAACUAAACAGUUGUUGCGAGAAAAGGUUUGGUAUCCAGGUAUAGACAAGCUUGCUAAGCACACAGUGGAUACUUGUUUGUUAUGUCAGGCAAAUGGACCAAACAGUCACCAAGAACCACUGCGAAUGACGACGCUGCCUCCCCAAUCCUGGCAUACAGUGAACAUUGAUUUUUGUGGACCAUUUCUAGGUGGUUCAUAUCUGUUAGUGAUUAUUGAUGCAUAUUCACGAUUUCCGGAGGUGGAAAUUGUAAGUUCAACAUCUGCAAAAUCAACAAUAUUGAAACUUGAACGAAUUUUUGCCACACAUGGUAUUCCAAAGGUGUUAAAGAGUGAUAACGAUCCACCAUUCCAGAGCCAUGAAUUUAGUCUGUACUUGAAAGAACUCGGCAUUAAACAUAAACCAAGCUCACCAUCAUGGCCCCAAGGAAAUGGACAAGCCGAGAACUUUAUGAAACCACUUGUAAAGGCUGUGAAAUCUGCCCAUCAUGAAAACAAAGAUUGGAAACGUGAAAUGUUUAAAUUUUUGCUCAACUACAGAGCUACCCCACAUUCCACCACUGGCAAGUCACCGUCCGAGUUGCUAUACAACCGUAAGAUUAAACCAAAAUUACCUCAAGUGACAGUCGAAAAUGAUUCUUCACUUCAUCAAGAGGUGAAGGAGAGAGAUGAAAGGUUGAAAAAGAACCAAAAAGAAUAUGCUGAUUCCAAAAGAAGAGUUAAGUGUGCUGACAUCAAGAAAAGUGAUUUAGUUUUGGUGCGGCAACCGAAAUCAAAUAAAAUGUCCACAAAAUACGAUCCAAUACCAUAUGAAGUCACAAAUCGCCGUGGGAACAGGAUCACAACAAUUAGGAAUGGGAAAUAUAUAACUCGGAACAUUUCGUUCUUUAAAAAGUACCACCCCAGACAUGGCAGAUCGUUGGAGUCAACAGAGAUAAUGGAUGAAGAAAAUUAUCCUCAGAUGAAGAUGUCCACGAAGAGCAUGAACAGUAUGAUGGACUGA